AAUGCAUUAGAUUGAAAUACUCUAUUGCUGAUUUCUGUAGGAGAUCCAUGCUCCAUAUUGCAUAGGUCAUCUUUUGCGUUGUAGAUUUGUCCUUUCAACACCUAAUAUUCAUCCCCAUUGCUGUUUAGAUCGGAUACCAGAGCUAGUAAGCACAGUCCCAGCAACAGAAAUAAUCGUUUCGAACGUCGUAGACUACUCUAAUACAAUUAGAGGUGAACAGGUCACACGUCCUUGGUUUUACAACUCCCUUUGUACUCUUGCAACUGCCAAGAAUCAUAACCCUAUAUGGACUUUUGCUACUACUGGUAAUAGUGUUUCGAUGCUGCAUCCGACAUAUCGGUUGCACGACUGUAACAUCCCUCGGCUGACCAGCGAGCACUUGUAGAUAUGUAUCCAGUGUUCACCUGCAGGACCGGAAAGAGGGGCUAAACAGGGACCUGGGUUGCUAUCAAUCUACCUGCAGGCCUGUUCCAUUAUCACCUGGUCCAUUUCAGAGACUAGCACCGACCUACAGCCUGCACAUCAUCAUUCGGUAGCAAUGAAUUGCGAAGCUGAGGUGGAUCGAGCUCUGACAGCGCUGUCCUCCCAUCUCCCUGCAGUAGAUUCGGAUUUGGGAAAGUCGCUGAGAGCUAAAAUGCUGGACCUAACAACUGCUUUUGCAAAUGUCUGUAGAGAAGCAGAGACAGCCGUCCAAUUGAAUAUGAAAAAUGAGGCCAUGGUCAUGCAACUGAGAAACGACCUCUCUGAGUCCAGGGCAACAGAACUAGCGUUACGGCGAGAGUGUGUUGAAGCAGCAUCUUCAUUUGGCACUCCCGUGGGUGUGGAAUCCAGCAAGAUGCUGGUGAGAAGCGGACAGCGCAGUGAGACCAGUGACCAUGACAAGCUACUGACUGAGAAUGAAUGUCUCAUUGCGGAAAACAAGCUACUGCGGAAUUCUCUGCGUGUCCUGCAGGAGCAGGUGACAGCGUGUGAUCUUGGCCUGCACUGUAUGGAAAAGGAAAUGUCGGGCAGAAUUCAACAAGCCCAGCUCUUAAUUAGGGACUUGGAACUGUCCAAAGCUCGUCCACCUUCCGUGAACAACGAAGUUUGGGAUCAGCUGGAGGAGGAGCUAGCCAUUCAGCGGCACAAGAGUGUUGUCGACAUACUGAGGCGUAAUGCCCUAGCUGAAGAAGGUGGCAUGCCGCCAUGUCCGCAUGUAAAUGAGGAUUGUACAAAGCCCAAAAACAGCCAGCCACGUCGAGUGCUGUUAGUUCGUGACUCCAAGUCAAGAUCACUUGGCCUAUGUGUAGCAGGGGGCAAGGAAUUUGGAGGACCACUUUUUGUGUCCAGGAUUGUGCCGGACAGCCCUGCACAUGUAUGCCGUGGCCUGUACAUUGGCGACGUCAUCCUGUCUCUAAACGGCGUAGGUGUGCGUGGUGCCACUCAUGCGGAGUUCGUCCAACUGGUGCAGUCAAGUGGAGAUGAACUGGAGCUGGUGGUGCUGUUCCAAUCGCACCAGUGUGAUGCUUAUCACAGAGAUCUGGAGGCAACCGGAGUCUGUGUGGGCAACCCCAAUGCACCGCCUACGCCCUCGUGUAUUAGUUUAAACGGAGACGAACAAUCACUUGGUGAGUUCUCACACGACCCAGUGCAAUUGGCCGGCAACGCUAUUGCUGACAGUAUAGUCAAUCGGCCUUACGGCUUUCAAGACUACUGUUCUGUUGGCUCCGAGCCAGUCAAUGAAUUGUUCUGCUCUCUGUAAAUGAAUCCGUCCUACUAGUCAAUCUGCGCUGUGCCUUUCUCUGCUUGUUGAGGCAGGCAGGCAUCGUAGAUUUGUCUCGCACUUGAGUUUAGCCGGUGUUGGUAAAGUAGGCUCUUGAAAUAUAUUUGGCUUAUCAACAUUAUCCACAGUGUGUGUGUGUGCGUGUGUGUGUGCGUGUGCGUGUGAUAUUCUUUAUCCAACUUGUUAUCAGAAUAUAUGCAAAGAUAAUUUCCACAUUCAUAUUAUUAUGUAGUUACUCAUAAUACCGACCAGUAACUUACUUUGGCGUACAUGUAUAAUAUAUAUAUUUUUUUCUCUAUCACAGUCUUCUCUGGCUAUCCCCCAUUGUGAGGCGGCUACCGCAAUAUCCGGCCCAUCUCCCACUGUCUUACCUGCAUUCUAGCAAGAGUACAUAACCCCAGGGUUAUGUACUCUUGAUUCUAGUAAUUUAGAACGCACUAGCACUGAAUUCAUUUCCUCACGAAA
Messenger RNA from Sycon ciliatum, 2227 nucleotides. RefSeq names its product Golgi-associated PDZ and coiled-coil motif-containing protein-like. The record is from RefSeq and is a predicted model, not a curated record. Gene Ontology annotation, cellular component: membrane; Golgi apparatus; trans-Golgi network transport vesicle. The transcript is spliced from 5 exons. Lineage: Eukaryota; Metazoa; Porifera; Calcarea; Leucosolenida; Sycettidae. Gene Ontology annotation, biological process: negative regulation of protein localization to cell surface. Bases 539 to 1741 code for a protein of 400 amino acids. Gene Ontology annotation, molecular function: transmembrane transporter binding.